UGUUUGGAAGUUGGGACAUUAUAAAAUGAAGGAAACGUGAAGAUUGAGAUCUUUUAUUAUCUUUUUAUUUCAUUUCUCUUUUUCGGUUGAGCGUCAAACAUUUUCGUUGGAAAAAGAAAUUCCCUUCGUAGAAGCAACCGCGAAAUCUCUUACCAAUUCCCGAGAGAGAGAGAGAAAAAAAAAGACGAGCAAGCAAUAUUAUAUUAGCUGUUAUGAAAAUUACAACGAAAAAACGCUCAUCAAAGUUCAAAACAAACAAGGACAAACCUUUUCCUGGAAAGUGAAAUUUGAAAUCUCUCUCUCUCUCUCGCAGUCUUGCUUGAUCUUGAAUUGGAAAUACAGUGAAGAAGAUUACCGGGACCGAAUUUGGGAAUUUGGUGGAUUUUUCUAGGGCUUGAGAACUUGAAUUGUACUGGAAUCGAAUGGCCGCUGCUGCGGCUUAUAGGCGUUGGGGACAAUUGGGAACCAAUUCGGGGAUAAGAGGGUUUGGAGCAUCGGAUUUGGUGUCUUCUUUGGAUAAACCGAUAUACGAUCCCUCAAAUAUUUGCUUAUCGGCUUCAGUUUCGGUUUCGCCAAAUAGGCAAUUGCAUUGUAGACACAUUUCUCAGCUUGUGAAAUCCAACGGAAAGCGGUUGUUCCUCGUUGACACAUUAGCCCUAGUUAGGAGAUUAGAAGGGCAAGGCGUGCCAUCAAAGCAAGCCGAGGCUAUAACGGCUGCUAUAACUGAAGUUCUGAAUGACAGCGUGGAAAAUGUAUCUCAGUCAUUUGUUUCAAAGGCAGAAAUGCAGAAGAUUGAAAUGAUUCAAGAAUCCAAUCUGUCCAAGUUUAAAUCCGAAGUUCAAAGCUCCCAGGGACACCACUUUUCUUUGUUGCAACAUGAGACCGAGAAACUUCGUAAUGAUAUAGAGAAGAUGCGCAGUGAAUUGAGGUAUGAGAUCGACAAAGUCACUGCUGGGCAGCGGUUGGAUUUGAAUCUUGAAAGGGGGAGGAUACGGGAUGAGCUUGCAAACCAGAAUGCUGAAACAAAUAACCUCACUAAUAAACUUGACAGGGAAAUUCAUGCUUUAAGGGCCCAGUUGGAAGCAGCAAAAUAUGAUGUGAUAAAAUACUGCAUUGGUACUCUUGUUUCCAUCUCUGCCGUUGGCCUUGCUGUACUCCGUAUUUUGAUGUAAACAUGAUGUAUUGUAUUGUGUUGUAUUGUAUUGCAAAUCAAUGGUGACAUACUCAAAACAAGAAAAUAAUAGUUCAUUCUUUUAAAGCUGCUGUUUGUUUGGAAAGUGGGAAAAGAAAUAAAGAAUCAAAAAAAUUGGGAACUAGAA
Quercus robur (English oak) is the source of this 1319-nucleotide messenger RNA. RefSeq names its product protein FMP32, mitochondrial. The coding region runs from base 423 to 1172 and encodes 249 amino acids. The record is from RefSeq and is a predicted model, not a curated record. Lineage: Eukaryota; Viridiplantae; Streptophyta; Magnoliopsida; Fagales; Fagaceae. Gene Ontology annotation, cellular component: mitochondrion. The transcript has 8 exons.